CUAGAAACGGGCUAAUGGCUCAUUAGUGAAAGGAUUGUGUAAGUUCAGGGAUUUUUGUGAAAGGAUUUGAAGUUCAGGGUUGUCGGGCAGCUGUUCGGGCCGGAUGAAGGGGCUGCCCGGGCCGACUAUUUGGGCUUUUGGGGCCGGUGGUUUGGGCCGGCAAUACGGGGCUGCCCAAAUGGGCAGCAGAUCGGGCCGCUGGGUCGGUCCGGCGGGUUGUCGGGCUGAUCCGGUGGAAAUUGAUACUGUUACGGCGGGUGCAGCGAGCUUGAGGAUAAGUCCUCACUCCCAAGUUCGCGACAAAGCGUUAGAAAUUUCUCUCACUCAGCUUCCAGCUGAGCGUGUAGUUUUGUUGUCUUUGACUGCACGCUGGAUUUGGAUUGAGAGGGCCAGCCUAGAGGACGUUGACGCGUUACGCCGUGGGUGACGUCACUAUUUUUAUUAUGGACAUUUAAUUAUUGCGUUAAUUAAUUAUUUGAGUUAAACAUUUAUUGUAGAACGUUAUUUUGAGACUUUUGCACUUGAUAGACUUUACUCUAAAUUUGAAUAACUUGUGUGAAUUGUU
Cuscuta campestris is the source of this 565-nucleotide messenger RNA. The record is from the annotation of a GenBank genome assembly. Lineage: Eukaryota; Viridiplantae; Streptophyta; Magnoliopsida; Solanales; Convolvulaceae.